Meloidogyne enterolobii is the source of this 658-nucleotide messenger RNA. Lineage: Eukaryota; Metazoa; Nematoda; Chromadorea; Rhabditida; Meloidogynidae. The record is from the annotation of a GenBank genome assembly.
UUGCCGGAAAUCGGAACUGUCGGAAAUUGGGAAUGGCUAUAAAGUCGGAACUCGGAAUUCCGAUUUACCUCUGGUUAGAAGGAUAAUAUUGGGUAAGAAAAGCUGUCUAAGAGAUGUUUUCUAUUUAGGAUACUUCUCACUAUUAGGUACAAUUUUUUCAGACAUGAGGGAGAGGGCAGAGGUGGGUCGGAAUUCCGAUUUCCGUCUUCCAAUUUCCGAAAAAAAUUUCCGAGUUCCGAGUUCCGAAAAAAAUUUUUUGAUUUCCAAGUUCCGACUUUUGAGCCAUUUCCAAUUUCCGACAGUUCCGAUUUCCGGCACCUCUGACUUUUCCGACCCACCUCUGGGAGAGGGGGAGGGGGUAUUUAAAAAUGGUGCUUUUAGUUGGAGUAAAGACAAGCAAUUAAGACGAGAAACAACUUGUGUGGAUAUUGAUCCAAUAAAUAAAAAUUUGAAAGGAAAACAAAAAGUUGUAUUAAAGGAUUGUGUAAAAAGUCAAUUAAUACAAUUUGAACAUUUUAAAGGAGGACUUUUACGACAUUUAAAUAGCGGUCUUUGUUUGGAUAUUGAAGGGCUAAAUUCUGGAGAUGAUAUUUAUUUUAAUAUUUGUGAUGAAACGGUGGAAAGUCAAAAAUGGGUGUUUUAUGGAAAUUAUUUUUAA